GCCGUUUCCGCCCACCGCGAGGGAGAAAAAAAUGACUGCUGGUUCAGUGUGUGUUCCUCAGAUCAUACCACUACGCGUGCCUCAAUCUGGAAAAGCCAAAUAUGAAAUAGACAACAAUACACUUUUGGAAAUGAGAUCAGAUACCCCAGAUGUCAAUAUAUAUUAUACCCUGGAUGGCAGCAAACCAAAAUUUCUAAAGAGAAUUGGUUAUGGUGAAAAUAAUACAUUUCGGUACACAAAACCUAUUACUCUGCCUGAUGGAAAAAUACAAGUUAAAGCUAUGGCAGUCUCUAAAGACUGUAGACAGAGUGGUAUUGUAACGAAGGUGUUUCAGGUAGACUAUGAAGAACCAAAUACUAUCUCCUCUGAAGAUGCUGCUGAAAAUGUUCUCAAAAGUUUUUCAAAGCAGGGGUUGAAAAAUGGGCUUGUUGGAUCAAAACUAAAAAAGAAAGGUGAAAGAACUGAUCCUAAAAGUUCGAAAGAUCUUGGCUUCUCUGAGAGUCCACUGGAAAUCCUAGCCUUCCAUGAAGAAUCAGAAUUGGGUCCUAGACCACCUACCCACCAGUCUCAGUUCUCUAAAUUUGCACACAUAACUGGCCAAAAGAGUUUGACAAGCACGGAGAUUAUGAAAAUUCAGAGAGAGACAGAUUUUCUCAAAUGUGCUCACUGCUUGGCCCCUCGCCCAUCUGACCCCUUUGCUCGCUUCUGUCAAGAAUGUGGCGCUCCUGUCCUGCCCAUAUUCGGCUGUCGUCUCCCACCUCCUGAAGGAGCUCAGAUGGGAUUAUGUGUAGCAUGUGGAAGCAUGGUGCCCAUGAACACACCCAUCUGUGUGGUGUGUGAUGCUUCUCUUACCCUGCAGUUGCAGCCACAGGCCAGCCUCAAUUUGAAGGAGAAGGUAAUCUGCCCUACCUGUGGUACAGGGAACCCUGGUCACCUGAGUUACUGUGUGACCUGUGAUGGGGGCCUGCCUUCAUCACAAAAGUUGGCGUGCAGUGGAGGUAAGCCCCCUCUACCAUUUACGCAGAAAGCACAGAACUUUUCGUGUUCCAAAUGUGGAAGGCCAAACCACCAGGAGGCUUACUUCUGCAGCUGGUGUGAAUCCAAGCCUGGCAUUUCUGCUUGCUGCUCUAUUUGCCCUAAAUGUGGAGCUAGUAAUUCUCCAUCUGCUCGAUUUUGUGGCUCCUGUGGUAUUUAUGUGGAGUCCUUGGGAAGACUAAGCUUGGAAAACAGCCUGGCUUCAACUACUGGAGGACCCUGCCCUUUCUCUAAGCCUCGAUCGGCCUGGCAAUCCGUAAAUGUUCUUUUGCAAAGAUCUGACACUGGGACUCAAAAGGAUGUCGGUACACAGACUGUUGGCCUAUUCUACCCAUCCAGCAAGCUCCUGGCAAAUAAGGAACUGGAACUGAUGUCUCACAAAGAAAGGCAGGAGAAGAUGAGGGACCAUAAACCGCUCCUCACAGCCAUCAGCCCGGGAAGAGGGUACUGGAGAAAACAAUUGGAUCACAUCUCUGCUCACCUCAGAUCCUAUACUCAGAACAACCCUGAAUUCCGGACCUUAAUUGCAGAACCCAGGAUGGGGAAGAACCUUUACUUCAACAAAUCAGUGGAUUUCAGUGACUGCUUUUUGAACAGUGUCACCAGGGAUGGUAACGAACUGUUUGGCAGCAAGUCCAGCUUGGUAAGUGAUUGCAGCCAGAGUGCCUCCGAUGCCACUGAAAAAGCCAGGAAGACAAGGAACCUCAAGGCCAAAAAAUGUCAGGAGGAGAAACAGCAGCUUACGCCGGAGAACAGAUUCUUGCUGAAGGAAGUCGGGCCUGCAGGGAAAGGAAGAGUCUCUGUAAUUGAAGAGCUGCUUGAUGAAGGGGCAGAUCCCAACUGCAGUGAUCACGAAGACCGGCCUCUGCUCACCGUGGCUGUUAUGAACAAGCACCAUGAAGCAAUUCCGGUUCUUGUGCAGAGAGGAGCACAUGUCGACCAGCAGUCAGGACUGCUCAGAAAUACAGCUCUUCAUGAAGCUGUUCUGCUUGGCCUGGAAGGAAGGAAGUGCGUUGGUGCUUUGCUGGGAUGUAAUGCAAGCAUCCAAAAGAAAAACAUGAAAGGCCAGACAGCGUAUGACCUUGCUCUGGAAAUGGGGGAUGACCUUAUCACCUCACUCUUUGCUGCUAAGCUUGGCCAAGAUCUCUUGGACCUACUCACCUAACCUGAGUCUCAGCCUGGAUGAUUGCUGGAGAAGUCAUCCAGCUCUGUCUUUCUCUUGGGCCUUUCUUAAAUGUGUAUGAAAUGUGUGUUUGAG
Molecule: messenger RNA, 2293 nt
Organism: Echinops telfairi (small Madagascar hedgehog)
Lineage: Eukaryota; Metazoa; Chordata; Mammalia; Afrosoricida; Tenrecidae
Gene: DZANK1
Product: double zinc ribbon and ankyrin repeat domains 1
Exons: 20
Coding region: 32-2200 (722 amino acids)
Biological process (GO): eye photoreceptor cell development
Molecular function (GO): protein binding
Source: RefSeq, a predicted model, not a curated record